AUGUUAAGCCCGACAAGAACCACACCCUCAAUCGCUCCAGAUGGUCUAGGACGGGGUCUCUUCGCCGCGACCGACAUCAGCCCCGGACAAGACGUCCUGCACAUCUCGACGCCCUUCGUGGCAGUCUUAGACACCCACCAGUUGGGGAACAUAUGCUCUGGCUGCUUGGGAAGAAGACAGCUCGAGAACGAAGACCGACGCCUGAAAGGCUGCACCGGCUGCCAGGUCGUGAAAUACUGCGAUAAGACAUGUCAAGCCAAGGACUGGAAGUUCGCGCAUGCGCUCGAAUGCGCCAUCUUCGAGAAGCUGCGGCCGCGGAUUCUCCCGAUCAACGCGAGGGCCGUGCUGCGCAUGGUGUUGCGCAGCGAACGACAGAAGUACCCCCCCGAGGAGGUGGAGCUGUUCCGGCAGCUCGAGACGCAUAUCAACGACAUCCGGGCGGAGAACCCCGCGCAAUGGCAGCGGAUCGCGAUCUCGUCGAAGGCUGUGAAGGCUUAUUCGGGCGUUGAGAUGGUGGAGGAAUUGAUCUCGGCUUAUGGGGCUAAGCUGGAACUCAACUCCUUCAACCUGACGAAUGCAUUAUACGACCGCAUCGGCCUCUACCUCCACCCGUACGCGGCGCUCAUGAACCACAGCUGCGCCUACAACACCGUCGUCGGCUUCGACGGCGCCGAGCUGUUCGUCAAAGCCAUCCGGCCCAUCGCCCAGGGCGACCAGAUCUUCAUCUCCUACGUCGACACCACCAACCCGCGCCCGCUGCGGCGGAAGGAGCUCCGCGAACGAUACUACUUCCGCUGCCGGUGCACGCGAUGUGAGCAGCAGAGGGAUGGAGACGACGAAGACGACGACGAACAAGAACCAACAAACGCAGCAGAAACCAAAGCUUACGCCCUCCUCUCUCGCACAUCCUCGGACUACUCCUCCGAUCACCCUCUUCCUCAAGACACCGCCACCCUGGCCACCGAGAUCUCCGCUUUACUCCAAGCCCUACCCCCGAGUUGCACCACAACCCAGCCCUACGUCUCCCUCCGCGACGAACUGAUCGUCGCCCUGCUCACCUGCCAGCGCUACAAGGCGGCCUUCGCGCACGCCGCGGUGCGGUACCUCCGCAUCGACCCCGCCGUGUAUCCGCAGGAGAUCCAUCCGAUCCGGCAGGUGCAUGCGUGGGCGCUGGCCCGGUUGGCGGUGGUGCUGUCGCAGGGGGUGGAGGUGGCGCACGGUGGGGAGGAUGAGGUGGCGCUGGAGCGGUUCGAGGUGAAUUUCAGUCUCGUGCUGUGGGAGGUGUUGCGGCGGUUGGUCGGGCUGGAGGGUACGAGUGCGGCGGUGCCGGCGUUCCAGGGGUUGGUGAGCGGGUUGUUCGCGCAGGUCCAGGCGGAGUUUGCGGCCGCGGGGCUGGAUCCGAUGCAGAUGGAGGGACAAAUACGGGAGGAGUGGGGGAAGCUUGGAAGAUUAGUGGAGUGGACCUUACAUGGGAAUGCAUAG
This is a messenger RNA of Aspergillus uvarum CBS 121591, 1482 nucleotides long. RefSeq names its product S-adenosylmethionine-dependent methyltransferase. Lineage: Eukaryota; Fungi; Ascomycota; Eurotiomycetes; Eurotiales; Aspergillaceae. Gene Ontology annotation, cellular component: nucleus. The coding region runs from base 1 to 1482 and encodes 493 amino acids. The record is from RefSeq and is a predicted model, not a curated record. Gene Ontology annotation, molecular function: protein binding. The transcript is spliced from 3 exons.